CUCACCUCGAUUUACGAAUUAAGCCCUUGCAGAACUCCGGCAAAGAUUUCCGGCGAGCUCCCGCGAAGAGAAGAGAAGGCAGGCGUUACGGACGAAGAGAAACAGGCGCGUUCUUCUUAUUUACUCCUUAAUAUUUAUACACUGGAAUGUUAGGUCACGCAUGCGUACAAGCUGAACUGUUUGGGAUUCUCGAUUCGAAAAUAUUGAAUUAAGAUCGUUUGCUUUGGCCAUGUGUAAGAGAGAUGGAUGAAUUGUCACCAUAGCAGGACAAUCUCUCAUUUGAAUGCUUGGAAGACAUGCUGAGUUGCAUCAAUGAGUGUGAUAUGAAGCAGUCCGUCUAAAACACCGAGAGCUAUGUGCAGAGGUAAUGAAGAACGACACAUAAGGAAGAUCCAAUAAUUGAAGCUUUAAUCUUCAAAACGGGACCUGGCUUCUUUCAAUAUGAAAAACUAUUCUAACCAGGCACAUUCUACACUUGUACCAUUGGAGUCGCCCAAUUUCUACAAGAAUCACUUCUACUUUGGCCUGAAUUGGCAGUCAAUUCGCCGUCAUUCAAUAUACAUGCGAUCUCAGUGAUUGCAGACAUCAAAGCACAUAUUAGAUGGAACUGCAGGUAGAUCACCCCUACAUUCCCAAAGAUCUAAAGUUGCCUGGUUUUGUGCCUUGUUUCUUGUCACAAUUGGACAUCCUUAGUGUAUAUGGAGUUGCUUCUCUACUGGUUGUUGCAUUCAUGUGGAACUUCUCUGGGCGGUUCCCAAAGCUAUCAAAAGGAGACAGGUUGCUCAUGUGCUGGUGGACUUUCACUGGCCUUACACACAUGAUCCUUGAGGGUUACUUUGUCUUCUCUCCUAACUUCUACAAGCAAACGACUCCAUUUUUCUUUGCAGAAGUUUGGAAAGAGUACAGCAAGGGUGACUCUAGGUAUGCUGCGCGUGAUUCUACUGUCAUUACUGUUGAAGGAAUCACAGCAGUUCUAGAGGGACCAGCAUGUCUUCUUGCCGUGUAUGCUAUAGCUACAAAGAAGUCUUACAGAUAUAUACUCCAGGUGGCCAUUUCUUUGGGCCAGCUGUAUGGUACUGCUGUCUAUUUCUUGACAUCCAUCUUGGAGGGUGACAAUUUUUCGGCAAGCCCCUACUACUACUUCUGGUACUAUGUUUUUGCGAAUUCCUUCUGGUGCUGGAUACCCACAAUCAUAGUCGUACGUUGCUGGAAGAGAAUUGUUUCUGCAGUCCAGCUGCAAGACGAGACAAAGGCCAAGACUUACUGAGUAUGUGUUGUGCUUAAAAGACCAUCUUGCCCCUCACUGCCUUUUAUUUGUUCUUGUAGCUGACUUCAUUUGAGCUUCAUGUGUACCAUACAGUCUGGUGUAUAACACUGUCUUUUAUAGAUUACCUGAGUUUCAAGGUGUGACCCAUAGUUUAUUGGGGGUAUAGUUUUACGUGAACUAAAGUCUGCUUGAGAUAUUUAAAUGGAAGGACCUCUUCCAUGUGUUUAUUUUACUUAAGGGGUUGUUUGUUUCAGCCUCUUAAUGGUUCAGAUGUUUGAAUGGUU
This is a messenger RNA of Cuscuta campestris, 1551 nucleotides long. Lineage: Eukaryota; Viridiplantae; Streptophyta; Magnoliopsida; Solanales; Convolvulaceae. The record is from the annotation of a GenBank genome assembly.